Molecule: messenger RNA, 1885 nt
Organism: Momordica charantia (bitter melon)
Lineage: Eukaryota; Viridiplantae; Streptophyta; Magnoliopsida; Cucurbitales; Cucurbitaceae
Gene: PUB9
Product: plant U-box 9
Biological process (GO): protein ubiquitination
Molecular function (GO): protein binding; ubiquitin-protein transferase activity
Source: RefSeq, a predicted model, not a curated record
GAGAGAGAGAGAGCGAGAGGAGAGAGAGAGAGUAUAUGUGGUAGCUGUAGAUAUUCUCGGUUUUUAAGUUCAUAGAAUUCCUGAGAAUGGAAGCACAGGAAAAUUGGUGCUCUGAAUGCCUUUAAUGGCGGAGUGAGAAACAGAGACAGGGAAAUUCAAGAAGGGGGUGAGUUGAGAAAUGAAACUAGCAAGUUUCGUUUUCAAUUGGUAUCGUCGGCUGCAGCGUUCUACGAGUCUCUUCCUGCUGAACAAGUGAUCGAAAUCCGCCCCGAUCUUUGAUGGCGAAAACAGGUGUGUUUGAUUCUGAUCCCACGGUCAUGGGGAAGGCGACGGAGUUGAAGAAGGAGUUACAGAGACUCAUUCUGGCUAUAAUAGACGACGACAAUUACUCCACCGACACCAUCGAUCACGCUAAAGAGAUUCUAUGUGCCCUCAAGGAGUUGAAACUCCGGAAGAGAUCGCGCUCUUCUAAUCUUUACGAGAACCUCAUCUGCCCUGAUCAAUUCCGCUGUCCGCUCUCCAGAGAACUCAUGAGAGAUCCUGUUGUUGUAUCUACUGGCGAGACAUACGACAGACCCUUUAUCCACAAAUGGUUAAAAGCAGGAAACCGGACGUGCCCCAGAACUCAGCAAGUUCUUUCACACACUAACCUCACUCCCAAUCACUUGAUUCGUGAAAUGAUUUCUCAAUGGUGUAAAAGUCGGGGAAUCGAGCUGCAAGAUCGUGUUCAUUAUCUUGAUGACGACACGAUAACGGAGGCUGAUAGGGAUCAGUUCCUUACGUUAAUAGAGAAAAUGUCUAUGACAAUAUCUGAACAGAAAGCAGCUGCAAAGGAGCUUCGCAUGUUGACAAAGCGGAUGCCCUCAUUUCGAGCACUUUUUGGUGAGUCCCUUGAUGCGAUCUCUUCGCUGCUUAGUCCACUUUGUGGAGAUAAUUCACAAAGCAGUAUUCACACCGACCUGCAAGAAGAUGUGAUUACGACCCUCCUGAAUCUGUCAAUCCAUGACAACAACAAAAAGCUUGUUGCUGAAACUCCCAAGGUAAUACCUCUUCUCAUGGAGGCGUUGAGAUCGGGAACCAUGGAAACGAGGAGCAAUGCUGCUGCAGCCCUUUUUACUUUGUCUGCUCUCGACUCAAACAAAGCACUUAUCGGGAAAUCUGGUGCCUUGGAACCGCUUAUCGACCUUUUAGAUGAGGGACAUCCAUUAGCUAUCAAAGAUGCUGCUUCAGCAAUAUUCAAUCUUUGUAUAAUUCAUGAAAACAAAGCAAGAGCUGUGCGAGAUGGUGCAGUUAGAGUGCUUCUAAAAAAGAUCAUGAAGCAAAUGCAUGUUGAUGAAUUGUUGGCUAUUCUUGCAAUGCUUUCAAACCAUCCAAAAGCUAUCGAAGAAAUGGGAGAACUUGGAGCUGUUCCUUUCUUGCUCAGAAUUAUCAGAGAAAGUCCUUGUUCACGUAACAAGGAGAAUUGCAUCGUGAUCAUCCAUGCUAUCUGCUUAUAUGAUCGCACGAAGUGGAAGGACAUAAGGGAGGAGGAGAAAAGCUAUCGAACUAUCUCCGAACUUGCUCAGAAUGGGACUUCAAGGGCCAAGAGAAAGGCCAGUGGCAUACUUGAGAGACUGAACAGGGCAGUUAAUAUGACCCAUACUGCAUGAUGAAAUUCUUGGUGUUGUCAUGAAAAAAAUUUGUAGAUUCUGCCUCUAAAUCCCGCACUCUGGUCUUCGAUAAGACUCAGUCAUCUGUUUGGGUAAAUCUUCAAUCAUCUUUUCUGUAUAUUCUCUUUUCCUGUGGAGUCUAAUUUCGAUUUCACUACUGCCAGGUUCAUCAGUUAGCACUGUGAAUAAAUGUGAAGUGAGUUCUGUUGAUAAGUUUUUAUUGCUUGUUCUUUUGA